AGCCACCAGGGCUUACCGUUUCCUGUCAAGGAGAGGGGGUUGGAGCUCUCUUGGCCAAAGCCAGUACCAGCAUCAGUUCAAAAAUAUUCUGAAAUAUCGUUUUAACCCUGAACCUCACCAUCCCAUCAUGGAGGGAGUUGCAGAGUCUGAGACAGUAGAUGGAUCAUCUCCUUUUGAUCUCUUAGAACCCCCGACUUCUGGAGGAUUUCUGAAACUGUCCAAACCCUGCUGCUACAUUUUUCCUGGGGGAAGAGGAGAUUCUGCAUUGUUUGCCAUCAAUGGAUUUAACAUUUUAGUAGAUGGGGGAUCUGAAAGAAAGUCUUGCUUUUGGAAACUGGUUCGCCACCUUGACAGGAUUGACUCUAUUCUGCUCACCCACAUUGGGGCAGACAACCUUCCUGGAAUUAAUGGCUUGUUCCAAAGAAAAAUUGCAGAGCUGGAAGAGGAACACAAUCAAGGAUCUGGUUCAAGUAGUAAUGGCGAGUCGAUAAAGAACCUGAUUUCCCCUGAACUUGGGAUUGUAUUUUUGAACGUCCCAGAUAAACUUCGGAUGCCAGAGUCCACUCUAAAAGUGAAACGGAGCAUCGAGGAAGCAUCUCUAACGCUGCAGUACCUCAAUAAACUUGGAAUAACACCAGAGCCUCUUCACAGGGCAGUGAGCAACACUGUUGAACCCAUCACACUCUUUCACAAACUUGGUGUUGGAAAGUUAGACAUGUAUGUGCUAAACCCUGUAAAAGAGAGCAAAGAGAUGCAAUUUCUAAUGCAAAAAUGGGCUGGUAACAGCAAAGCCAAGACAGGUAUUCUAAUGUCUAAUGGAAAGGAAGGAGAAAUAUCUGUUCCCUAUUUAACAUCAGUUACUGCUCUCAUUGUGUGGAUUCCUCAUCGUCCCACAGAAAGAAUAGUUAGAGUGCUCUUCCCAGGGAAUGCACCACAGAAUAAAAUCUUUGAGGGCCUUGAGAAACUGAAACACCUAGACUUCCUGCGAUACCCAGUGGCAACUCAAAAAGACCUAACAUCCAGUGCACCACUGCCAAUCAUCAAACAAACCAAAAUUAGAUCCAGAGCUGACAGCAAAGAGAGUCUGAAAUUAUCACCAAAACCAAACUCCAAAACUGUCAAGAAAGAAAUAGUUGGCCAAGAGGAAGAGCCUAAGAGUGAGAAGACCAAAGAGAAUAAACUCGAGAAAAAAAUCAAAAGUGAAAGUCUGAAGGCCACCAAACAGCAGAAAAAUAGCGAGGUGGCCCCCAUAACAGGCAAGUUAGAGAAGAAGAAAAUAUUAAAGGAGAAAAGCAGAAAAACUGACAAAGUGUCUCGUAUGGAUGAAAAGAAAGACAAGGAAAAGAAAGAAAUUAAAAGAGAAAAAGCAAAAACAGAUGAAAAUAUAACAAAAGACGAUAAGAAAGACAACAAAAAGAAGGACCCAAGUAAGCCAGAAUUGAGAAAAAUGACUAAACCUGACUUGAAGCCACUCACCCCUGAAGUGAGAAAAACUCUGAGAAAGACUCAGGCAAAGGCCAAGACUGAAAAAAAUGUAACAGUUAAAGAGGAUGUAAAUGGUAAAAAGUCACUCCCCAAGCACCUCCAGGAAGAAGCUGCAGCAGCGGCUCAUGCUGAAAGAUCCAAUGCGUCUUCACCCGAGGAUCUUACUGAGGACUUUGAGUCCCUUAAAAGAGAAGAGUUGUCCAAACCCAAGGCAGGAGCUACCCAAAUCUCUGAGGUGUCAGUUCACAAGGAUACUAAAGUUUCUACCUCAUAUCCCCUAAAUGAGAACAUUACACAAGCUACUGAGACAAAGACAGUCUCAUCCACAUUUUCUGCCAAACCAGAGGAAGACAACACCACAGACAAAAUAACCUCAGAACAGAUAAAAGGAAAGGAUUCAUGGAGUGAUAAACUUGAAGACAGCACGAUAACUUUGAAGACAUUUGAGGAUUAUGACACAUAUUCUGCAAAGGAUGAUCUAAAAUUCAUAUCAAAGAAAAGUGACAGUUCAGAAGAGGAAGAUGAUGUAAUUGAAAAAGCAGAGCUGGAAGGCACAGAAGAUGAUGAGGUUAUGAAAUGUAAAACACAGGAGAUGAAAAAAGAAAAAACUGUAAAAGAUUUUGAUACUCAACCAGCAGGACAAUUUAAAAUGUCAGCUUCAGCUCUGCCUGAGCAAGGAGUAUCGGCAUCAGCCUCAGAACAGUUCUCCUUUAUCCAAGAUGAAACCAUCCCUGGUUACUCUGAGACUGAGCAAACUAUCUCUGAUGAGGAGAUCCAUGAGGAUACUGAAGAGAAAAUCCCACAGUUACGGUAUAAUGUGGGAUCUUAUGACAUCUCAGUCCCAGAUUUCCCUGGGACCUUUGACUCAAUGCAGGGCAUGAAGGAAAUAAAGAGCUUGGUUGUGUCAGAUGUUGUGGAUGUCAGACCCAAAGCCCUUGUGGGAGUUCAUGAGCCUGAGCUUGCUUCCUACCCUGUUGUAAUUGCUGCUCCUCUUGCAGAGGAGGAACACAUUUCCUCAGCCACAUCCAUAACCGAAUAUGACAAAAUGUCUUCAUUUGCCACAUCUGUAGCUGAGGACCAGUCAAUAGCUUCUGUUACAGCCCCUCAGACUGAGGAAGUUGGAAAGAACUCCCUCCUUCUUGACACCGUCAACAAUGUACCCUCACCUGGUACCCAAGGAAAGGACUAUCUCCACUCUGCUGGUACCAUUUCACCCACCUCCUCUCUGGAGGACGACAAAUGUUUCAAGUCUCCUUCUUCUGAUGAGUACCAGCCCAACAUUCCUGAGAUGGAGAAUGAUGCCAAGGCCCAUUCAGCUCAUGAUGAAGAAGAAGAAGAUGACGAGGAAGACGAGGAUGAGGAUCAGACUCCAAAUGUUGACAUCCCACUGGGUAAACUCAGACAAGGCUAUGAGCAUGCUGCAUCCAUGAUGCUCAAGGAGAACGAGAAAUCCCCCUCAGCCGACAUUUCUUCUCCUAUUUUCUCAGAAGAGCACAAACUUCCUACACAGGUUGCAGGUGAAAGUCAGUCUCCAUUUAGUACUGGGGAAUUCAAGAUUGGUGCUGGAAUACAACCUCUAUCAACUUCUCUAUCCUUCUCCGCUGGACUGGAGUCACACUUUAGGCAAGAAAGCGAUGACAAAUGUCUAAGUCCAGAUGACAGCACCGUGAAACUGGCUUCACCCACACAGUCAGUGCCUACAAGCAGUGGUUACUCUCCUGCAGAUGAAAAAUCAUUUAAAACAGAAGGCAACAAUGAAGCAGUGACCAAAUUUGAUACGAAUAAAGUGGAAAAAUCGGUCACUAUUUCUGACAAUACAUCUUUAACUGGACACUCAGUUGAAAAGGAUGCAUUUGAGGCAUCAGAGGAAUCUGAAGAGGACAGUGUGAAUGAAGACGACUAUUACACCAAAAAAGAUCUCCAACCUGCUGUUAAAGCUAAACUUAUGGAGGCAAAAGAGGGGUGCUUCCUGGAUGAUGACCUAACUACUGAGGCAAAGACUGCAAAGACAGACAUAGAGCUUCUCUGCUCAGAUGGGUCUCUGUCUCCUCCUGCUGAAGAGAAACCAAAGCCUCAAAUCAUAUACUCAGAUGAGGAUGAAACAGACAAUUUUCCAACUGGAAUAAAAUCAGGGUUCUCUUCAGCAGAGCUAACCAAAACAGACAUCAACAAAGAACGUGCUGAGGAAACAGAUAUCCCUCUCACAGGGCAUGAGAAAAGUGUUCAUUUUGGUCUUUGUGAUUUCCCAGAAAAGGAGAACAAAGAGAAAGCCCUUUAUAUUAGACAAGACACACCUUAUGUGCAUGGCAAAACAUUCUCGUAUGGUGACAUUUAUGAUAGCAAACCAAGUUCAGUGGAAUCAGAUUCAUAUUGUCACGAGUCCUUAGAUAAGGUGGAGAAGGACAUUUCAAAGGAUGAUGUUGGUUUUCCUCUAUCCCCUCUAACGGCGAGUGACAAAAUAUCAGAAAAGGAAGAAUGUAAAGUCUCAUACGAAAAAGAUCCUUCCACUCCAACAAGGUUUGAAUCCAAAAGCCAAUCAGUUGUUUCUCCAUCGAUCAAAGAUGGCAAAGAUUAUGAGACAUUUGAAUACCCGGGUCAAUUCUCCUCAGUGGCAGAUGGGCCUAAAGCAUUGUCUACUUCUCCAUCAUCAGACAAAGACCCAAUGUCUUUUGCUAGGCAACCAGACAGCUCAAAACCUGCAUCAUAUUCCUCAAUGACAUCAUCCAAUGUCUCCCAAGCUAGAGUUCCUGAUAGUGGAUCAUGUUUGGAGAUUGAUAUGCGAAAACUGACAGCGAAGGAUGAGGAAGACUAUGAUGAUGAUGAAGUAAUUGAUGAAGAUGAUGAUGAGGAGGGAGACGAAGAGGAUGAAAACACUGAUGAUGAAAGAGCUAUUUGUUCUGACAUUGAAAAAGGUCCCAAAGAAAAGUCUGAGAAGGAGAUAAAAAGUCCUGCCAGUGAAAUAUGUGGCUCAAAUAAGCCAGAAUUUAUGGUUUCUAUGGCUGGAUAUGGUUUUAACAGUCAGGGGAAACCAAGUGAGAAAGAAAUCGUAUUCAGCUCACUCACAAAGGUAGUGGAUGAAGAUAAGUUAGCAGCUACUGGUUUCUCUGGCUACUCCACAGAGUUAGACUUAUAUGGGGGUGAGGAUAAGGAAUCACUUUUAUCAAGUCAAACCACAGACAAAGGUAAUGAAGACUUCAACUUGAAGUCAUCAGAGGGUAGUUUUUACAGUGAUAGAGCUGAUCAGUACACAAGUACCGCUGCCCCUGGGUACUCUUCAUCCUCUGCAUAUAGCUACUCUUCCUCUACUUCAGGCUCAUUCUCUACCAGUCGUCAGCUUGCGGAUGAGCUGGAGACACCUGCCUCAGCUGAGCCACUAUUUGAAUACUCCUCCUUCAAAGAAGAACACUCCCCGAUCACUGAUUCUCUGUUUUCUACUUUACCUGGCACCAAAGAAAACUAUUUGGAAGUGUCUGAGAAAAAGGUCCCUGCUGCAACCACAGCUGAGGCUACCUUCAGCUUGUCUCACUUUUCCCCCCUCAAUCCGUUUGAGGAUUCCAAACGCUUCUCUUCACAUUCAUCCACUGCUUCUGAUGAAGACAAAAAAGACCACACAACCGCUUUUGCUAGCAUUUUGGAUAAACGCCCUCAUUCAGACUGUUUUUAUAAGCCUGAGUGGUCUGAAGCGUUUGCGCUGGACUCUGCAAAAGGCUUUGACCAAUCAUUAACCUUGCACGCUCAAGAGGCAGCACUCUCAAUUAAUAAAGAGGCAUCCAGCGCUGCACUGUUUGGUGUCACUUCUUCCCCAAGGCCAGAUAUUGAAGGCAAGCACUACUUUGAAGAGACUGACAGCAGUGAAGAGGAUGAGGAUGUUUAUAUGAGGGGGAAGUCUAAAAUAUCACCUUCCAGUGGUGUCACAGGUACCUUGUUGUUCUCUGAGAAGCCAAAAGCUUCAGUUGAAGGGGAAAAGACUAGCAAUGUUCACCCAGAUGUUCUUGGUUCAUACAUGUCCUCACCACUUGAGGCCAGCAAGCCGGACCCAACCAAAGGCCUUGCAAAGGUCAGUACAAGCUCUACCCCCCUUGCUGGAGCAGCAGCCAAUGAUGCGAUUUCAGGCACAGCUAAAAUGCAGUCCAGAGAAAGUGCAGGAGUCUAUAAGAGCUCCUAUGAGUGGGAAAUGCCCAAGCCUCAGAUAGGAAGGAUGCCUGGAGACUCCCCUCCCCAUUAUCGUCAUGAUGAUGAGUUUGAGGAGGAGUGUGAAAUGGAGCCCGAGCACCCUGCCCGCCCGCUUUCUCUCUCUUCAACUAAUAAGCCUUUCCACUCUCCCUUUUACUUUGAGGAGUGUAGCCAACAAGAACUGGAAGACGAUGACGAUGAUGACAGUGAUCAGGAGCUUGCUGAUAAAUCAGCCAUAGGAGCAUCUUCCACCUCUGCCGGCAACACAUCUCCCGGAUUUUCAUCCUGUGAGUACAGGCAGCGUAAAACAGACCUCUCCCCUUCCUUUAUCAACCCGUGCAUGAAGCAGCUUUGCAGUGAUGAAGACGAUGAGGAUCAAGGACAAAGAAGUGACCAGUCACAGGAAGGCGAUGAACAUGAUAUGUCUGUUAAGAGAAGGGCUAAGCAGCCCCACCAUCAGCAAUCCCACAGCAGCUCUGUCCAUCAAGCCAGUGGCACGUCUGCAGGGUUAGGUCUGGCAACAGAGGACACACCACCUACUUCUAUUAGUGAGUCUUUUGCCUCUCAGUCAGACUCUGAAGUGCAUCAAGGCACGGAAGAGUAUCCUUCUGUCACUGCUGAAGGCAACCUGGACUCAGAUGAGGACGCAGACUAUAUGCCCGUCGACAAGAUAGCUGCCAUAGGUGAAGGCAGCCAACACUAUUCCUCCUGGAAAAGCCAGGACCCAGUUCCCACACCUCAAAAGGAUGCUUACCCUCACCCCCCUCGACCAGAUGUUUGUAUGGUGGAUCCUGAUUCUUUGUAUAAUGGCUCAGUUAAGAAAGAGCUUAAAGCUAAAGGAUUGAAGAAAGCUUCGGGGAAAACCAAAGCAUCACCUUCCAGGCGCAAGAGGUCCCCCAUGCCUGUCAAACAGACAUCAUCUCCUCGCAGUGCGUCACUGAAGAAGAAAGAAGCAGACAAGAGCUCACGAAUGUCUCGGCUGUCAGAUGGACAAGGCUCAAAAGACGAUGACCUCUCACGGUCAAGCUACAACCCUGGAAAGUCGCUGACCAACAUUAACAAGAAUAGUUCAGGUUCUCAAAAGGCUAGUUCUACAGCUCCUAUCUAUGUGGACAUGGCCUACAUUCCCAACCACUGCAACGCCAAGAAUGUGGAUAAAGAGUUUUUUAAACGCAUUCGCUCUGCGUAUUAUGUGGUCAGUGGUAAUGAUGCUGCCAGUGGUGAACCAAGCCGUGGAGUUCUUGAUGCACUGUUGGAUGGCAAAGCUCAAUGGGGUUCAAAUCUUCAGGUGACGCUGAUCCCAACUCAUGACACAGAGGUGACUCGUGAGUGGUACCAGCAGACACACGAGCGGCAGCAGGAGCUCAACAUCAUGGUCCUGGCCUCAAGCAGCACUGUCGUCAUGCAGGAUGAAUCUUUUCCUGCCUGCAAAAUCGAGUUUUAAGAAUAUGGUAUUUUGCUGCCUCUCCCUACUGUAGAUCUGUUUAAACUACUCUUAAGCCCCUUAGAAUGUGGGUUCUUUUUGUCCGUUCUUAUUGAUAACAGUUGUUUUUUUAAUCUAAAUUUGUAUGAACUUCUUAGUUUGUUGUAGCUACAAUAUAUUUGUUCUCCACUCCAUUAGAGUCCCGCAAAUGACACAUCUUUGUCUUUAAACUUGUUUUUAAAGCCUGUGAGAAAAUGGAAUUCUACGAGACCAUUGUUUAGAUUAAGGCUGUGUCUCAAAUGGAAUACUUCUGUCAGUACACUUCAAUAGGUAAACUGCGUACUUAGUUCCUGAGUGCACGCAUUUUCCAAUCCCCAAGUAUCAUUGCGUACUCACAGGAAAUGAUGGUUGGAAUAUUUACCAGCAACCCUCCACUGCCACUGGUUGCUACCCAGCCAUUUCUCAAGUUAGUCGCCACCCUCGUGCUACACAGCCACUAUGGCGACUAUUGCACUGAAGGUGGAGGCAAACACUUGGGCAGGAAAUAUGUUACAUUUGUUCUUUUUAGUUACAAUUUUGACCUUAAUUAUAUCUCUCAUGCGUGGGGCAGAUUCUUCAGAUGGCAGAGUGUCAAAGAAAAGGAAAAUUAAGUGCAUUUAGACACAGUAAAAUGCUCUGAAAGAAGAGAUAUGUCUAUCAACAAUUGUUGCAUACUUUGCCUAAGCUGCUCAAAAGCCGCUACAUUCAUCAAGGAUAGAGACGGUAUCUUUUUAUUACUUUAUUGUCAUGUUUUCUGUGUACAGUUUGAGUAACUUAGGUGUUCAUUUAAGUCAUAGGAUGGGAACUUGCUCGUAGGCCGUGGACCUCCUGCACUGACAGUGCACUGCAUUUUGUCGCACUUCUCUGUGUGAAUGCACUCAAAAUAGUAAGUGUACUGGAAGUGCAACAACUGAGACUCAGCCAGGCAAAAUAGAUAGUUUCUGCAAUAACAAAAAAAGGGUAAGCAAUUGCUCGACCCUUACCUGGCAAAGACCACAUUUGUGCACCUUAAGGCCAGAUGAAGUCAUUAUCCUCUUCAGUAUCUCUUUGUUUUGCAGUAAAACUAUAUGUAAGCUCGAAAAUGAUGCUAGUGAUCAGUUUCCUCUCCUCCAGUUAUUUCCUGCGUGCCUCAAACUGACAUAGUAACAUAGAAAGUAUUCAAGUAGAACCCACAAUGUCCUGUCAAUGUAUUUCAAAUAUAUCUAUAUAUAGCAUAGACAAUAUCUUAUUCCAAGAUUUAUAAUGUUGUGCAAUAUUUCUAUGAUGAAAAUCACCUUGUUGCAGUUACAAAUUGUCAUUGCUCAGUGUUAAACCUCCCCUUUACUCCUGCCGUGUGUCCAGUUGUUGCAGAGAACUUUCUCCGUCUUCAUAAAGAACAUGACUUUGUGCAUGUGAAGGAAAGAACUGCUGCAUUUUUAGGAUCUUUAUUCAACAACUAAUGUGCGACAAGAGAAACAUGAAUUGCAAAAGGAGAGCGUGUGUCUGCGUGGGCCUGCGUCAUUAGCGGUCGAGGUUAGACCUUUAGUGCCUUUUUGUCCUGAUGUGUUGGAAGAUGAUAUAAUUGGCAACAAAUAUCAAGGGUGUCCAAAGCUUUUUUUCAUUUUACCCAGGAGCUCUGUUGUACAGUUUGUGCAAAGACCUUUUAAAGCUGCAUUUGGUUGCAUUUGUGUUGCUAUGGUAACUGCUACACAAUUGUUGCAUCGAUACAUACACAUGCUAUAACGGGUGAUUUACAUUCCUAAGAUUCAACUAUUUUGAUCCGUGCUCGGCAAGUUGACCUUAAGGAAGCUAGGUAUUGAUCGAUCAUUGUUUCAAAAGGAAAUACCAAUUUUAUAGAUACUGCAAAAAAGAAAACUUUAGAUUUAAUGAUACUUUGAUGAAACUCAAGUCUGUCUGCCUGACGCCAUCAGUAAUCAAAACGAAAAUGGCGGACACCUAUGAUGGCCGAGAUAAGUCCAACAAAUGCAAACGCCACAAGACAAUAUUAUAAAGCCGCAACACAUCUGUCCGCUCCGAAGGACGCGAUAGACACAACGGAACUAAACGCGUAGUAAGUUUUACCGACUGACUAAGCCAAGACCGAAGGGUGAAAACUAAUGAUCACUGUAUAUUAAUAUUUUUGAAAGAGUGAUUUCUGACUGAAGACGUAGUCACACUUCACUUACUUGUACAACUUUGUUCAUUACACCGUAGUCAACUUUCGGUGUGUCGCCGAAUCUUGUCCGCUAAUAUUAUUUAUAUCGUCAUGUUUUUUGCCUUGCAGUUGUUGUGAUCUGGCAUCCGUAUUUGCUGUGGCUUUUGCAAUCAUGCUAUAGCUGAAAGCCGUAGUGUUGUGGCUUCAAUGUGUUGUGCUGUGGCGGUUGCAUUUGUUGCGACUUUUCUCGGCCACCCUAGCUGUUUAUUCAAAUGAGUAGUAGCAGGUCAAACCACUAAACCUAAAAAUAUUUGUUUGCACUUCAUUUCUUAGGUAAACUUACUGCUUAAUUAACCAGAAGCACUUUAUUUGUUGAUAUUAAUAUUGUAUACUUUUAUGUUGGAAAAACAACAGCAAAAGUAGCAUGUAAAUCUACUGUCAACAUCUUGGUUACUGUACUUUAAUUGAAAAUUUGUUGAAUAUUGAAAAUGAGAGCAGAAAAGUGUUUCCUCCUGUUGAUUCAACGUAAGUGUUGGUUGCACUUUUUUUUACCGUAUUUUUCGGAUUAUAAGUCGCUCAGGAGUAUACGUCGCACCGGCCGAAAAUGCAUAAUAAAGAAGGAAAAAAGCAUAUACGUCGCACUGGAGUAUAAGUCGCAUUUUUGGGGGAAAUAUAUUUGAUAAAAUCCAACACCAAUAAUAGACAUUUGAAAGGCAAUUUAAAAUAAAUAAAGAAUAGUGAACAACAGGCUGAAUAAGUGUAUGUUAUAUGACGCAUAAAUAACCAACUGAGAAGGUGCCUGGUAUGUUAACGUAACAUAUUAUGUUAAGAGUCAUUCAAACAACUAUAACAUAUAGAACAUGCUAUACGUUUACCAAACAAUCUGUCACUCCUAAUCGAUAAAUCCCAUGAAAUCUUCUUCCUCUAUGUCGCUUCUAAACAACUCUGCCAACUCUGCUGCAUAUUUCACUACGUCCAGCUUGUAAUCUGCAGUAGAUGAUUUCCUUUUCAGUGCCAUUUUUGUUCAGCGCUUCUCAGUUUUUAUAAGUUACCGCCAACGUUGAAAUGAUCCAUUUUAAUAGCUACGGCAGUAGCAUAUAGUAUAUAGUCCUGCUGGCUCCGCUGUGAACGGGACUCCCGCUGCUGUGUUGGAUCCGCUUUGGACUGGACUCUUGCGACUGUGUUGGAUCCAUUAUGGAUUGAACUUUCACAGUAUCACGUUAAACCCGCUCGACAUCCAUGGCUUUCCUCCUCUCCAAGGUUCUCAUAGUCAUCAUUGUCACCGAUGUCCCACUGGGUGUGAGUUUUCCUUGCCCUUAUGUGGGCCCACCGAGGAUGUCGUAGUGGUUUGUGCAGCCCUUUGAGACACUAGUGAUUGAUUGUAAACAUUGAUUGAUGAUUGAUUGAUAGCAGUUGGCAUUCCAUGACCCAAAAUGCACUUCUGCCAUGGCCCUCCCCCGCCAAAUUCUUAUUGGUUGACGUGUGUGUGUGACGAUUGCUGACAUUUUCUUAGUCUCUUCCGCUAAUUCGAUAAAUAAUGUUAUUUGAUAUUUUACGGUAAUGUGUUAAUAAUUUCACACAUAAAUCGCUCCGGAGUAUAUGUCGCACCCCCGGCCAAACUAUGAAAAAAACUGCGAUUUAUAAUCCGAAAAAUACGGUAAAUAAGAUGUGAAUGUAUUGGCCAUUAAUUGUUUACUUGCUUGUUUGUAUCCAUAAUUCAAUUAUACCUAAUUUCAGUACGCAAAGUAACAGGAAUAUAGAAAACGUCCAUUGCAGUCUCCAGCAUCCAGUAUUUAUUUUACAGUCACACUGCUUGAAUUGUCUUUGCUAAGAAGUUACUGAAUCGAUACACAGCUAAAUCCCGACCAAAACAGUUGUAGGAAAACAUCGGACCAUUCACACCACAAGCACUUAAAUGACGCAAAGUCAAAAAUAGCUAAGCAGUCGUAGACCAGAAUAUGUUGUGAAUAAUUUCAUAAAAUAAAAUACUAAUGUGACACAACCGUUUUAAAAACAACACUUAGGCUCUGUUCACACUGCAGGUCAAUUCCAUAUGUGACCUGUCAGUGAGAAUAGUACAAUUCCGACAUUUUCAAAUCCGACCAGAGCCUCUUUGAUAAUAUGUAUCCAAUGUGACAUCAUUAAAAUCUAAAUUCUUUGCCAUAAUAGACGGUCAUAAAAAGACCCGGUGAACAAAAAAGCAGAAAACAGUCAACAUGAAGAUGUUUUGGAACUCAGCUACAUGCCUACAUGCUCAGAACAGAAAUCAUUUGGUUAAGUAAAUGUUGACAUUGUUGCACAAAAUCCUUCAAAUUUACAAAUCUGUGCCAGAAUAUAGACCCACUCAAAUGUGGGCCAUAUUUACUUCAUAUUGAUCACAUUUUCCUUUGUUUUGGAAAAGACUACAUAACCAUCACAUUUGACAAAACAUCCCAAUUGGGCAGUGUGAACGGAUUUGUUUAUCAUACAGUACUGUGGCAGCAUGGAUACAAGACACAGUGAUUGGACAUACAGUAUUAGAAGGUUCUGGGAACUGGACCAGACAACUUUAUGGACACGCUGGUGGUUAGUCAGCAAAGAUACUGUAUGUGCAUUUCCACAUCUAGUGUAAAUAGUCACAAGCAAGCCCAGAGUUUAAGAAGAUGCUUAAACCGAUCCAAUGAAGGGCAAUAAAUGCUAAGCUUGCUUCUCUGUUAUGAUACAUUUAUUUUAUUAUUUUAGAAUAUACCGAAGGUCAAUAAUAAAAAAAAAACUUUGGACACCGCUGACCUACACCACGGCGUGGCACAUUUGUGAUACUGUGAACCCAGCAGGCACAAGACAUUGAUACAAUGUUGAUUAUACAUAUAUGUUCUUUAAAACUGACUUUAAAAAUACGUUGCAAAAUAGUUUUUGUAAAUUGAGAUAAUGUUGGAGUCUAACGUUGGAUCCAUGUUGUUGGUUGGGAAAUGACCAAAUUUCAAUAGUCAGGUUUUAACUAGGGCUGGGCGAUAUGGCCUUUUAUCAAUAUCUCGAUAUUUUUGGGCCAUGUCACGGAACACGAUAUAUAUUUCAAUAUUUUGCCUUGGCCUUGAAUUAACACUUGAUGCAUAUAAUCACAGCAGUACGAUGAUUAUAUGUGUCUAUAUUAAAACAUUCUUCUUCAUACUGCAUUAAUAUAUGCUACUUUUAAACUUUCAUGCAGAGAAGGAAACCACAACUAAGUCAAUUUAGCAAUAUUUAUUUAACAGUUUAUUAAACAAUAAUAUUCAUGUCAUUUCCAAAACAGAAAGUGCAAGAUUGUCAGAGACAUUUUAAAACAAGUUAUCAGUGCACUUUUGUGAGUGAUGUCAUAAAGAUGACAUAUCAAAACAACACUAAAUUAAUGUGCACUUUUUGUAUAAAACGCCUCUACAACCGUUAAAAACAAAUUAAGUGCACUUUUGUGCAUGAUAUCACACAAGAUAUUUCAAAAACUGUCAAAUAAAAAUGAACUGCAUAAUAGGAAAUCAAACAUUGUAUGUCCUUCGUUCUGUGGUAGGUUCCUGCAGACGUUAUCGCCUUCUGUCGUUGAUUGUUUUUUUCAUACGGGGUUGAUCUGGAAAUUGUUGCUUGGCACCGGCCGGAGAUGUUGACAUGCUGUUUCAAGCACUCUUCAUUCUCUAGCAGAGGACUUUUCAAAUGAUGCUACAAAUUAGCAGUGCUGCUACUUUUUGUAGCAACGCUUUUGCCGCAUAAUUGUUCAACAUAUUCCCGCUUGAAGCCAAACCACCGCCAGACGACGGACCCCGUGCUGUUUUUCUUGGGAAUUCAUUCUUCCUCCAUUUGUUACCAGAUUCGCACCUUCUCUCUCUCGUAUUACCACUCGCAACGCACCGUUAGCAUCACAGCUAAUGUUACCAUGUAGCUACCUCUCUGCUCGGGGAGGGCGUGUGACGUUGCACGCAUGACGUAUGUAAGAAGUUGCGCUUGGUUUACGUCUCUGUGAGGAGAGACAAGAAAGAGGGAGAAACGCAUGCAGUGUAAUGCCUGCAGCUAAAAGCAACUGCGUGAGAACGUAUACUCGAAUAUCACAAUAUAGUCAUUUUCUAUAUCGCACAGAGACGAACCUGCAAUAUAUCGAGUGUAUCGAUAUACCGCUUAGCCCUAGUCAGAACCCAACAUUGAUUAAAUGUUGUCAAACAGCAUGUUGCUCCAACUUUAUGUUUGAGUUGCUCAACGUUAGGACUUAUUUCAAAAAGUUCUCAACGUUGUUUUAAUGUCUCGUGAGUGCUGGGAAAGAAGCUUUGACCACGAUGAUCUCAACGUUUUUAUUUUUGUCCCUAAGGUCAGUUUUUAAAUCCUCGACUCAUUUAUUUUCUGCCUGCAAAAGAAGCACAAUUAUAAAAAAAUGGCACUUGUUUUGAAACUGUUCAAAUGUGAUUUUAAGUGAGAUUGCAGAUGUUUUGAACAGCUGUGUUUUCGACGGGGCAGCAGGGUUCAACGUGGUUAGCAUGUCUGCCUCAAAGCCCCAAGGUUCUGUUUUUCAAUCUUGGCUCUGCCUUCUCUGCGUGACUCGGGGUGCCCUGUGAUUGACAAGUCCCAGGUGUCACCCGGCUAUCACCCGUCUGGUGUAGGCUCCAGCUCACCCGUAACCCUAAACAGGAUACGCAGUCGAAAAUUAAUAUUUAGUAGUUCUGUCAAAAAAAUUCUGAUUAAUCAUGUUUUAGAAUUUUGAUUAUUUAUGAUUUAUCACAGUUGACAUACGGUCAGUUUAAUCACAUUUUAGAAUUUGGAUGAAUCACAGACCACAUUUAGCGGAUAUACUCUGCCAGCGAUGUUUGUCGUCCUUGCUUGUUGACUUUGAGGUCUGUAGCGUUCUUGCAAGCCGUUGGCUUUAAGAUUUCAAACUUCUUUACGUCGACUACAAGAUAAUGCUAAAUACUUUGAUUUGAUCUAUCCAUAAAAAAUCCCGUCUGGGUGUAUUUUGAAGUGAAAUUUGGCAGAGUCUCCUCACUCAUUCAUCUUCGACGUAUGCAUUAAGAACCCUCGCCACCUCUUUGGCAACUACCCACGGUUAAGGUAAAGGAGCAUGUACUGUCAAGAUAAAUUGCGUGAAUAAUCAACAUUUUUACAUGAAUAAUGUGAUUUUGUGAUUUUCUUUGUCAGCCCUAAUUUUUUUAUUUUUUUAUAUAUAUAAAGUGCAUUCGAAAAGUAUUCACUUUUCCAACGUUUCGAUAUCUUACAGCCUUAUUCCAAAAUUGAAUAAAUCCCUUUUUGUCAUCAAAAUUCCACAGACAAUAUCCCAUAAAGACUAUGUCAUUGUUUAAUUUAUUUUGCAAAUGUAUGAAGAAUAAAAAACAAAUCACAUUUACAAAAUCAUUCCCAGCAUUUGCUCAAUACUUUGACGAUGCACCUUUGGCAGCAAUUACAGCCUCAAGUCUUUUUGAAUACGAUGGCACAAGCUUGGCACACCUAUCUUUGGGUAGUUUUGCCCGUUCCUCUUUGCAGGUUGGGUGAGAACUUUUCAUGAAGGAUGUCCUCUGUACAUUGCUGCAUUGACAUUGCUUUCCCUCUUAAAAAAAAAGUAUAUAUCCAUAUAUAUAUAUAUAUAUAUAUAUAUAUAUAUAUAUAUAUAUAUACAUACAUAUAUAUAUACAUAUAUAUGUAUAUAUAUAUAUAUAUAUAUAUAUAUACAUACACACACUUAUAUACCAUAUUUCCUUGAAUUGCCGCCGGGCAUGUAAUAUGCGCCUGCCUUGAAUUACUGCCGGGUCAAACUCGCUUCCCAAAAUUAUUAGCGCAUGCUUACUUUUACCGCCGGGUCAAAUUCGUGACGUCACGAGUGACGGUUCCCCUGUCGUCAUUUUCAAAAUGGCGGAGGAGGUUUUUUUUGCUUGUGCUAUGUGUAAACCAGGGGUCUUGUUCAACAGCCACACCGGUUACACUGAAGGUUGUGAUAUAAAACAACUUUAAC
Messenger RNA from Nerophis ophidion (straightnose pipefish), 15189 nucleotides. It is a transcript of the gene map1aa, whose product is annotated as microtubule-associated protein 1Aa. The transcript is spliced from 3 exons. The coding region runs from base 128 to 7102 and encodes 2324 amino acids. NCBI's taxonomy places the organism in Eukaryota, Metazoa, Chordata, Actinopteri, Syngnathiformes, Syngnathidae. The record is from RefSeq and is a predicted model, not a curated record. Gene Ontology annotation, biological process: regulation of microtubule depolymerization; dendrite development; axonogenesis. Gene Ontology annotation, molecular function: actin binding; microtubule binding. Gene Ontology annotation, cellular component: microtubule associated complex; synapse; dendrite.